Messenger RNA from Drosophila persimilis, 1417 nucleotides. RefSeq lists its product as uncharacterized. The record is from RefSeq and is a predicted model, not a curated record. The transcript is spliced from 5 exons. Lineage: Eukaryota; Metazoa; Arthropoda; Insecta; Diptera; Drosophilidae. Bases 92 to 1105 code for a protein of 337 amino acids.
GUCGUCUGUUGCCUGUCGCUGUUGCCCGACUGCCCUGUCGCUAUCGUAAUCGUAAUCGUAAUUGUAAUCGGAAUCGUAGUCGGUCUGCAAUAUGUCUUUUGGGAACAUCGGGAACACAUCGGACUUGGAGUGCGAAAAGAAUGAGUACGCACGGCCGCGUCCUACGGGCAUCGUUACCAAAAUGGCCGCCCACAAGCUCUCCUCGGAGCCGAAAUGGGCCGACAAGCGGGAGGAUGAUUCCGACUCGGAGGUCUCAUCGCCAGAUAAUUUUCUAACCAAAGGCGCCUUUCUACUGACACCCUCCUAUGAACUAUCCAUGGAACGGGCUGCCCUCAUCUGUGAGAAGAUGAGCUUCAAGGGAUGCUUCAGCCUGACGAAAACCGCUACAGGAAUUCUAUUUAAAUUCUCACAUCCAGAUGACUACCAGGCGGUGUUCAAGAAGGGCUUCCACAAGGUCACCGGAGCGCGCUUCUAUCGCAAGAUUGCCAUACCAUGUCGGCCGCGCAAGACCUUCACACUCUAUGUGCUGGAUGUGCCCGAGGACCUGCCCGUUGAGGAUGUCCGUCAUGCCAUGUACAAGUUCGAUUCGGUUGUCGAGGUGGUGCGCCUGCACAUCUACUCGAGCCCCUCCAGCAGCAGCAGCAGCAGCAGCAAUGUCAACGCCAAUGCCUCCUCCGCCGCGGCCACUGCCGCCGCCAGUGCCGAGAAGAGUGCGGAAGGUGAGCAGACCCUACGCAGAGCUGCUGCCCUCCGAAGCGGAUCGAAGAUCCUGGGCGGCUUGAGCGGUUCUGUUGUGGGCGAUGCCAUCGAUAAGGCCGAGCGCCCAGAGCGCCGAGAGCUACCGCCGGCCGUCAUACGCAUCACUCUGGCCUCGAUGGACGAAUACAAUGUCCUGCUGCAGAAUGGGCUCAACUUCUACGAUGCCACGUUCUUUCCCACUGAGGCCAAUAUCUCACUGAAGGGCGCCAGGAUUGACUACAAACGGAGAAUGCUCGAUGGCUCGAUACCGGGGCGUGUGCGCGAACUGUUGCCCGUAUUCGAUGCGGCUGGCUUCUGCAAAUUGCCUCCACCCACCAGCAAGCUAAUUAAGCCCCCGAGGUCAUGAAUCGAUACGAACCGAACCCAGCGAUGCCAAUACGAUGCCCUCCCCCCAACCGAUGCCACAACGACGACGAUCACAUGUUCCGGCUAGAUAAGCAGAUGUCCGGGCCCCACUCCCUUUGACGACAUGGUUUCAGUUUUCAUUUUCAGUUUUAACUUUUAUAUUUACCCCUUACCCUACUCUAUAUACCAUAUAUACUAUAUACAUACAUAUUGAAACUAUAAUAUAUAUAUAAUAUAUAAAUGAUAUUAUACUUCAUCUUCAACUGAUGCCGAUGCCCCAUUGGAUACAUAAUAAUUCCCCUUUUGGCUACCA